GGUGGUAGGAGAAAUUGAAAUGAGCUCCGACAAAGCCUUUCGAGUAAGCCCGUGGCUAGUUCUGAUCUCGUUUUUCGCUUUGGCCCAGUGGUCCAAAGCUAUUCCUCUGCUCCAAGAUGAGGCACUACAGGAACUGAAGGAUUUGAAUUUGACCCAGGCCAAGCUGAUUUCGGAUAAUUCUUCCGCCAAGUGUAGCCUUACCCCCAAUCUUUGCGACUGGCAAUUGCAUCUGUACGAUGGUCACGCAUUCAGCGUGCCACUUGUCCAGGCGGUGCAAAGUACCACCACUCAAUCACCAUCAAAGACUGGUCAAGAACUCUUCGGGUUGACCCAUCAAGACAGUGGGAUGCAGCUGUUUAUUGUGGCUGAGGUUGAGCCCAAGUCGAGACGAGAGUUGCGAAAAAAAAGAAAACUUCGGCGACGAGUCACUUUUAAUCACUUGAGUAAACAGAAAUUUGUCUUGCUGGUCGUUCAAUAA
Messenger RNA from Drosophila eugracilis, 478 nucleotides. RefSeq lists its product as uncharacterized. The coding region runs from base 20 to 478 and encodes 152 amino acids. NCBI's taxonomy places the organism in Eukaryota, Metazoa, Arthropoda, Insecta, Diptera, Drosophilidae. The record is from RefSeq and is a predicted model, not a curated record. The transcript has a single exon.